Protopolystoma xenopodis is the source of this 1389-nucleotide messenger RNA. The record is from the annotation of a GenBank genome assembly. Lineage: Eukaryota; Metazoa; Platyhelminthes; Monogenea; Polystomatidea; Polystomatidae.
AUGAAGCACUCAUACCUUGAAAGUUUAAACCUUCGUAAUUUUCGAGUUAUGAAAAAUAAUGACGCUUUCUUUGAACUUAACAAUUAUGCUUUUAUUAAAGCCAUAGGAAAAGGUUCAUAUGGUGAAGUUUGGCUAUGCCAAAAUGGCUGUGAUAAAAAGCAGUAUGUGAUUAAAAAAAUAUAUCUCCAAAAAACAAAUGAAAAAGAACGUAAUGCAGCUAAUCUUGAAUGCAAGCUAUUAGCACAGCUUAAACAUCCAAAUAUUGUUCAAUACAAAGAUUCCUUUGAAUUCAAAGAUAAUCUAUACAUUGCAAUGAGCUUUUGUGAAGGUGGAGAUCUGUACACACGGCUUAGAAAUCAAAACGGUGUUUUUCUUGAUGAACGACAAUUAGUUGAGUGGUUUGUUCAGAUUGCUAUUGCUCUUCAAUACAUGCAUGAAAGAAACGUUUUACAUCGCGAUCUGAAAACUCAGAACAUCUUCCUUACUCGUUCCAAAAUAAUAAAAGUGGGAGACUUGGGAAUUGCUCGUGUUUUGGAGUCAUCUCAUUCUAUGGCUACAACUAUGAUCGGUACUCCAUAUUAUAUGAGUCCAGAAUUGUUCGCAAAUAAACCUUACAAUCACAAGUCUGAUAUUUGGGCUCUUGGCUGCGUUGUGUAUGAAAUGGCUACACUUAAACAUGCCUUCAACGCAAAAAGCUUCAACUCGUUAUCCUAUAAAAUUCUUAGCGGAAAGAUACCAGAAAUGCCUAAAGAAUAUAGUCUUGACUUGAUUAAUCUGAUUAGAGCAAUGCUGAAUCUAAAGCCAGAAAAGCGACCUUCUGCUCGCAGGAUACUUAGUGACGCAUUUAUAAGGAGUCACAUAGUACUCUUUUUGGAACUAACGAAGGAUAAGUCUAAGAGUGCUAACCCUAAAACUUGUAUGGAUUCUUCGGCUUCAUCCUCUUUAUACGCCGAUGGUGGCGAUACUUCUUCUUCUACUCCUUUGGCACAGGAAAAGUUACUUCCUAUAUAUGAUCCUAAAGAAAGCUAUCUAGAUAAAGAGAGGAAAAAGACUGAGUUUGAGUUUCUAUCUCCCGUUGAUUCCAUUUUAGUUAGAGCUGUUCGACUGGAGAGAAGCAAUGAACCCAUAGAAGGUGAUUCUGGAGGCAAUAAAUCCAAUAGAUCAAUUUUUAAAUGUGAAGAAAAUUCCAAAGCCGAAAUUGAUAACUACAAUCUCCUUAAUUUGGAUGCACGACAAAGGCGUAGAGAAAGAAGGCGUGUCGUUAAUUCUUCCGGUAAGAAAAACGAACAUAUAUGUAGCUAUGCUAUAAAAGAAAAAAUUGUUGCCUUUAGUGAUUCUAGAUGUAUUUUAUUCCUUCCAUUAGCAGUAAGAAAAAGUCUUAUGAUGUAA